CCCUUCCCCUUCUCCCAACCUGAAGUUCUUUCUUUUUUGGAGCAAAAUUUGUGAGGCUCUUCUCUAACGAGAAACUCUCUUGUUUAUCCACAAAAUUCUAAAACAUCUUUGUUUUAAUCACCGAGAGGAUGCAGUAGUUUGAUCAGCUGUGAAAUCUUUCGUCUUUAUUCUGAAUUACUUUUGCUUUUCGUCCUCGAAUUGGUUUUGAAAAAGUAAGCUUCAGUGUGACGGGCAAGAGAAGUUGUCUUUGUUGGUCUUGCCCUCCAUUUGUUUACCACUUCAUUCCUGCAACUACGAAGUUAUACGUUUAAGAAUAUAAAGAUGACUAUGGAAUUAAGAGUAGGAAACAAGUACAGACUAGGAAGAAAGAUAGGAAGUGGUUCAUUUGGUGAUAUUUAUCUUGGCACCAACAUAGCUACUGGUGAAGAAGUUGCUAUUAAAUUGGAAUGCAUUAAAACCAAGCAUCCUCAGCUCCACAUAGAAUCAAGAUUUUACAAAAUGCUGCAGGGUGGGGUGGGAAUCCCUGCUGUAAAGUGGUGUGGCUCUGAAGGGGACUACAAUGUCAUGGUGAUGGAACUUUUAGGACCUAGUUUGGAAGACCUCUUCAACUUUUGCUCCAGGAGAUUCUCACUAAAGACAGUACUUCUGCUAGCUGAUCAGCUUGUUUGUCGAAUUGAAUAUAUCCAUUCAAAAAAUUUCAUCCACAGAGAUAUUAAACCUGACAAUUUUCUUAUGGGACUUGGUAAGUUAAAUUUUUUACAUUUUUCCUACCUGCAGACCUUACAAUUCUGUUGUUUUCUAGGUAAAAGAGGUAACCUUGUUUAUAUAAUUGACUUUGGUCUGGCCAAAAAAUACCGUGAUGCCCGUACCAAUGCCCACAUUCCUUACAGAGAAAAUAAAAAUUUGACUGGUACUGCUAGAUAUGCUUCAAUUCACACUCAUGUUGGGAUUGAACAAAGCCGACGUGAUGACCUGGAAAGUCUUGGCUACGUGUUAAUGUAUUUUAAUCGAGGAUCGUUACCUUGGCAAGGUUUACGUGCUGCCACUAAACGCCAAAAAUAUGAAAUCAUUUCAGAGAAGAAAAUGUCUACGUCCGUUGAAGAGCUUUGUCGCGGAUAUCCUGCUGAAUUUGCCACAUAUCUCAACUAUUGCCGGUCACUACGCUUCGAGGAAAAACCAGAUUAUCCAUAUUUGCGACAUCUUUUCCGCAACUUGUUUCACCGACAACGUUUCACAUAUGACUACGUAUUUGAUUGGAACAUGCUCAAAUUUGGUGGUGCUCAAAAGCCAGCUUCAGGAGCAAACGGAAGCAGUAGUAAUGGCUUAGCAACAGCAAAUUCAGCACUCCCCAUAGCACCAAACCCAGUGGCAAUGCCUGUUGAUGUAGCCGCGUCUUCUGAAGAUAAAGAGCAGAGAGCUCGAGCAUACAGGAAUACACCCAUAGCGCAGUGGGUAGGUCAGACAGCGACUCUACCACCUGAAAGACCUGUACAGCCAGCGACCAAUCCACCAGCCCCCACACGGCCCUCGUUCUCGCAUCCUACUAACCCUUUGCCUGCAACGUCCGCUUCUUGGGCUGCGCGUUCUCGUGCAGCUCGUACCCAACAGUGAAAUAAUGAAAGUAUCAUUUGCAGGCUUUUUAAGAUUUGAUGGUAACAAUUGAGUCAUGAAUAUAUGGAUAUUGUUACCAAAAUGUACGACCAACCCUUGUUGUAAAUGUUUAUCAUCCAUUUUCUUCCUCUGAUCUUGCCACCUUUUUGCAUCCCUUCCCGUCUCCUCAGUUCUCGAUUUGCUCUUCGUAACGUGUCGCAGCCUUGAAAAUUGUUUUUUGAAUUAAAAUGAUGAAAUGAAGAAAAAAAAUUACGUGUAUGUUGUCACACUUCUGUAAAUUACGCGACAAGCUUAUCGGAAUACAAAUGGUUUCUAAACACCA
Molecule: messenger RNA, 1933 nt
Organism: Daphnia magna
Lineage: Eukaryota; Metazoa; Arthropoda; Branchiopoda; Diplostraca; Daphniidae
Product: casein kinase I
Exons: 4
Coding region: 322-1611 (429 amino acids)
Biological process (GO): endocytosis; signal transduction; peptidyl-serine phosphorylation
Cellular component (GO): cytoplasm; nucleus
Molecular function (GO): protein serine/threonine kinase activity; ATP binding
Source: RefSeq, a predicted model, not a curated record